Molecule: messenger RNA, 954 nt
Organism: Stegodyphus dumicola
Lineage: Eukaryota; Metazoa; Arthropoda; Arachnida; Araneae; Eresidae
Biological process (GO): deoxyribonucleotide biosynthetic process
Cellular component (GO): cytosol
Molecular function (GO): ribonucleoside-diphosphate reductase activity, thioredoxin disulfide as acceptor
Source: RefSeq, a predicted model, not a curated record
AUGGCUUUUAUCAUGAAAGAUUCCCCUGAAUGUGUUAAAUCCGAAUUAGAACUUUUUCAUUUACCUGGAACUCAAACGGCGAUUCAGAGCGGCCAAUGGGUUCAGUUUCAUCCUCUAUCUAAUGUAUUUGAUGGAGGUCCCGUAGAAUUUCAUAUUUCAGGCAGUGGAGAAGAUUAUAUUGACUUGUCACAAACACAACUCUACGUGAGAGCAAAAAUAAUAAAAACGGAUGGUUCACCUCUGGAUAAAGAUGCUACAAUCGGCCCAGUAAAUUUGUUCCUGCAUUCUUUAUUUUCUCAGGUGGAUGUCACAUUAAACGAACGACUGGUGUCUUCUUCUAGUAACACAUACCCCUAUAGAGCUUAUAUUGAAACUUUGCUCAAUCACGGCUAUGAUAGUAAAACUUCAAAAUUAACAGCUGAAAUGUAUGACAAAGAUCUAGAGAAGCGAUCUUCCUUUUUCAAACUGAGUUCUACUGUUGAUAUGAUUGGUGGCAUUCAUUUUGAUUUAUUUCAUCAAGAAAGGCUUUUAUUAAAUAUGGUGGAUGUUAAAUUAACUCUCAUAAGAAGCAAGCCGGAGUUUUGUUUGCAAGGAAAAGCAGGUCAUAAAGUGGUUUUAGAACAUGUAUCUCUUUUCGUGAGAAAAGUGCGUGUGAGCCCUGGAGUUAUCCUAGGUCAUGCCAAAGCGUUAGAGAAGAGUAAUGCCAAGUAUCCUAUUAAUAGAGUAUUAUGUAAAGUCUAUUCCAUUCCCCAAAAUAGCAUGUCCUUGAUACAAGACAAUGUUUUUGUUGGUCAGAUGCCUCAAAGAAUUGUAAUUGGAUGUGUUGAUAAUGACGCUUUUCACGGAAAUUUUGCCAAGUCACCAUUUGAGUUUAAACAUUAUUCACCUGAAUUUCAUUGGAGUGUACGUCGACGGACAGCCUGUGCCUUACAAUCCACUGGAACCAAAUUUUGA